AUGAACCCGAGCUGGUGUGUUUUGUUGGUAGCUAGUUUGUGUACGAUCUGCGAGUGUAAGUACGGGUAUGUUGUGUGGGAUGGAAACAAGGUGACGGUGAAGACUUCGGAAUACUUCGCGGAUAUUCCUGACGGAUAUGUCGCCCGCGCCACCUACAGCAAUGAAAUCAAUUCUACUGGUUGUGGAGUGACAUUUACCAGUUAUUUGAACUUAAACACCGAUUUUAAGUAUGUCUUUCCUAACGAAAGCUGGGCGUUCUUGGAGUUGCACUCGUCACGAGACUUCUCUGAUGAGAAGCAGGCGUAUGCGGCCGGCUACCUGGAGGGAUUCCUCACUAGGGACCUCAUCUGGAUGCACUGGCAGAACAUGCUCAAAGGGUACUGUUACAACAAGACGGACGUGUGCGGUCUCAUCGAGGAGUUCGUGGACAAAAACGAGGAAUACAUGUCUUCCAUGGUGGAGACCAACUCCAACAACUCGUACUGGUAUCAGAUGAAGUUGUACUACAUCCAGCUAGAAGGGCUAGCUGUAGGCUACAACGCCGCCACCACGGACCCCUACCAGUGGCUGACCACAAGGGAUAUUAUCUGGAUCAACAUGUUGGGUGACCUGGACGAGUUGGCAUUCGCACUAUCUCUGCCGAAGUCGAACCCUGAAAACAGGCUGUUUGACGAGCACUGCACCGGCCUUGUCAAGCUGCUUCCUGACCACUCCAACCUUUACGUCUCACAUGUCACUUGGAACAGUUACCAGUCGAUGCUGCGGUUGCACAAGAUGUACGUGAUGUACCUGCACGUGCUGCCCGGCGGAAAGAAGAUCAUACCCGGCUACAAGAUGUCGCUCACAUCGUACCCUGCUUUCGUGCAGUCACAUAAGAUUCCACGGCAGUCCACAGACGAUUUCUACAUCAUCUCGUCGGGGCUGACGGCCGGGGAGACCACAAUCGGCAACAGUAAUCGUUCUCUCUUCGAGCACGUCAAGCCGGUGGGACAGAUCUUGGAGUACGCGCGGGCUAUGGUAGCCAACCGGCUGGCGAGGACCGGCAAGCAGUGGGUCGACAUAUUUAGCCGACACAACAGCGGGACAUAUAACAACCAGUGGUUCAUAGUGGACUACAAGAAGUUCAAGCCGCGCACCACUCACACGCCCGGCUUCAUCAAGGAAGGCCUGCUCUGGGUGGUCGAACAGUUGCCUGGCAUCAUCGAGUCUGCAGACAUGAACGUUUCCAUUCCGCGCGCUGGGUCACCGCAGCCACGGCGCUACAGACGCCAAGAUCACGAGCGCCUAUCUUCGCGGCAGCUAUCGGUUCCUGGCCAUAGCUAG
Molecule: messenger RNA, 1323 nt
Organism: Spodoptera exigua (beet armyworm)
Lineage: Eukaryota; Metazoa; Arthropoda; Insecta; Lepidoptera; Noctuidae
Source: the annotation of a GenBank genome assembly